Euleptes europaea (tarantolino) is the source of this 2043-nucleotide messenger RNA. RefSeq names its product synaptotagmin 7 (gene SYT7). Gene Ontology annotation, cellular component: synaptic vesicle; membrane; axon. NCBI's taxonomy places the organism in Eukaryota, Metazoa, Chordata, Lepidosauria, Squamata, Sphaerodactylidae. The record is from RefSeq and is a predicted model, not a curated record. The coding region runs from base 96 to 1568 and encodes 490 amino acids. Gene Ontology annotation, molecular function: calcium ion binding; phosphatidylserine binding; SNARE binding. Gene Ontology annotation, biological process: vesicle fusion; regulation of calcium ion-dependent exocytosis; regulation of dopamine secretion. The transcript is spliced from 8 exons.
UAUCAGGUGCAAAGCUGGCUGCCUCGGCCACAUCAGGGUUGGCAGGGGAGCGAGAAGGACGGCAUGGGGAGAGGCAGCAGCUCCGAGAGGACGGCAUGAAGAGCAGCGUGUCUGCCCAGAGCGAGCCCAGCAUUGGGAAGGCGGGGAGAGGCCGAUGGCAAACGGUGCAGAGCCACCUAGCAUCAGGGAAACUCAGCCUAUCCAAUUUUGAGGAUACUACCAUGUCCACAGCCACUACCCUUGAGUAUAUCCCCACCUCAGCAGGAGACCCGAAAUGUCAGCGCCCGCGCACCCUGAUGCGCCAGCAGAGUCUCCAGCAGCCACUCAGCCAGCACCAGAAACCUGACCACGGCCAGCCCACCACCAGCCAGAGCCUGGGUCAGCUACAAUCCCACAGCGGCUCCUCCACCAGCGGCAACCCUCGGGGCUGUCGGACUGGGCAGUCACGGCAAGGGAUCCCUGCUGGUGCCAAGCACAGGACAGCUGGUGGACGCAGCCGCUCCAACCCCGGGAGCUGGGACCAUGUGGUGGGGCAGAUUCGGAACCGAGGCUUGGAUAUGAAGUCUUUCCUGUUACCCUCUGGUGGCAAGGCAGUGAACACAGCAUCUGUGCCAGGACAGAUGCAGCAUGAGGAGACUGACCACAAAACAGAGCCUCGCUCGUCCGUCUCAGACCUUGUAAACUCCCUGACCAGUGAGAUGCUGAUGCUCUCUCCAGGGUCUGAGGAUGAUGAGGGACAUGACAGCUCCAGCCGGGAGAACCUAGGCCGAAUCCAGUUUAGUGUUGGUUACAAUUUCCAGGAAUCUACCCUGACUGUCAAAAUAUUGAAAGGUCAGGAGCUGCCAGCCAAGGAUUUCAGUGGCACCAGUGAUCCUUUUGUCAAAAUUUACCUCCUACCAGAUAAAAAAAAUAAGUUAGAGACAAAAGUGAAAAGGAAGAACUUAAACCCACACUGGAAUGAGACCUUUCUCUUUGAAGGUUUCCCUUAUGAGAAAGUGGUACAACGGGUACUCUAUCUACAGGUCCUGGAUUAUGAUCGAUUCAGCCGUAAUGAUCCCAUCGGGGAAGUAUCUCUUCCCCUCAACAAGCUGGACUUGACCCAGAUGCAGACCUUCUGGAAAGAACUAAAGCCCUGCAGUGAUGGAAGUGGAAGCCGAGGAGAGCUACUUCUGUCCCUUUGCUACAACCCUUCCGCUAACUCUAUUGUAGUGAAUAUUAUAAAAGCUCGGAAUCUUAAAGCCAUGGACAUUGGGGGAACAUCAGACCCCUACGUGAAGGUGUGGCUGAUGUACAAAGACAAGAGGGUGGAAAAGAAGAAGACGGUUGUGAUGAAGCGGUGCCUGAACCCUGUCUUCAAUGAGUCCUUCAUCUUUGACAUCCCCACAGAGAAGCUGAGAGAGACAACCAUUAUCAUCACUGUCAUGGAUAAGGACAAGCUCAGCCGGAAUGAUGUCAUUGGAAAGAUCUACCUGUCGUGGAAGAGUGGCCCGGGCGAGGUGAAGCACUGGAAGGAUAUGAUUUCGCACCCUCGACAGGCUGUGGCACAGUGGCACCAGCUGAAGGCCUGAGAGGCAGAGGCCCACGAAUCGCUCUGGAUUUCAGUGCACCCAGUCAACGUUUAUUGGCCACAUCCUCACAACUUUAUGCACAAUGGCUGCGCCCAGGUCUCCCCCAGGGGGAAAAGCUCGGGAAUGACCAGAGGCUAAGGGAGUAAAACUUGAUACAUAUACCAGACUCUGGGAAAGUGGCGCUGGUGCCCAGUGUGCUGGUUCAGCGCACAGCACCAUCAGGAGCAUCAUUACUACCCAGCCUCCUGCUUUAGCCUUUCCUUCAGACUCCUUCUGUAGAAAGAACGAGAGAGAAAGAGAGAGAGAGAGACCAGCCCUCCAGUUGAAAAUGGGCUCAGAACUGAUUUGUUUGGGCUCCCGGUGUGGCAGUGGCGCUGGCGUGAUGGGAGGAGAGGGGUCUGCUAUCGCCAUACAAGACUUCCUAUGAGUUCUUCCAGCCAAAGGCCCCUUGGGAUGGCACCCUGUUCCGCCAGGA